GGGCGCCGCCCGGGCCAACCACCUGCUCGAUGCCCAUGACAUGAGGAGUGAAUGGAACUCUCCUCCUUCCUCCGUGCCCUGCUGAGGUGGCAAGAGAGAAUACAUAAAUACUGCCGGGCACACAUGACCCCCGCCCCCAUCCCCCCAUGUUCCUGUUCUUCCCUUCCCUCCCUCCCUUCUCUCCCCCUCCACUCCACUGAGUAAUUGCCUGCCUGCAGCGCCACCGUCCACCGGCACCGCACCGCCCUCUCUCUCUCUCUCAACCAUCCAAGCUCGCUCUCAUUCACUCUGCACAAGUCGGGCAGUCACCAGCUCGCCACUGACCGAUCCGUCGGUUCAAUACUUCGCCGAAGCGGGCGGGCGGCGAUGGGGAGGAAGGGCGGCCUCGCCUCCAUCUUCUCCUCCAAGCCCAAGCAGCCCGACGACUCGCCCUCGGCGCCGUGGCCAUGGCCCUCCUGCGCGGCGACCCCGCAGACCGCCUCCUUCCGCGGCCCUAGGCGGCGCCGCCACGGCGGCGACGACGACGACCGGCCCUGCACCACGGGCUCCUCCGAGCCCGCCGCCGGGAGGCUCCGGCCGCCGCGCAAGGCCGCGGCGGCGGCGGGCGGCGACGAGAUGUACAAGACGGUCAACUCGGUCUACUUCGACGACGCCGCCGACUCCUGCAGCUUCUUCUUUGACGACGACGCCUGGGACGGCGUGGGCGAGGACGCGGCGGUGGAUGAUCUGGACCUGGACCUGGACGACGGGAGCUUCUCCAUGACCACUGCGUCGGAGGAGUGGUCGGAGGCCGUCAUCCGCAGCCUCGGGCGGACCUCCACCGACCGCUUCUUCUUCGACGCGGGCCCCGCGGGGCCGGCGUCCAACUCCAUCCUCGCCGCCUCGCCGUCUCCCGGCCGGACGACGGCCCGGGCACUGGCCCCGCCGCCCGAGGCGCCCACCAAGCUGCAGGUGCUGGCGUCCGCGGAGGCGCCGGCACCGUCCGGCGACCACGGCGCGGACUCCGACUCGGAGGAGGACGAGCCGCCGCCGUCGACGUCGCUGGUGGAGGAGAGCGUGGCGGUGGCGCUGGACUCGGAGGACCCGUUCCGCGACUUCCGCGCGUCCAUGGAGGAGAUGGUGGCCGCGCACGGGCUCCGCGACUGGGCGCAGCUCCAGGAGAUGCUGCUCUGGUACCUCCGGAUCAACGGCAAGCGCCACCACGCGCUCAUCGUCGGCGCCUUCGUCGACCUGCUCGUCGGCCUCGCCACCAGCAGCGGCGGCGCGUGCGCGUCCCGCUCCCACGCCGCGGCAACGACCGCAACCACCACGACGGCGACAAUGACGACCACGACGACGUCGGCGUGCAGCACCAGCACCAGCACCAGCAGCAGCUCCAGUGCUAGCAGCAGCGGCGGCGGCGAUGUUACUGCCGCUGCCGCUGCGACCAGCAGCGUGCCCCUGUGGGAGCAAUGCGGCGGCGGGAGCGCCGGGGCGUCGUGCUCCUCCGCCGCGUCGUCUGAUCUGGAAGAGGAGGACGACGAGAAGGCAACAAGUGCAUGCUAGCUUUGGCUGCUCUUGUCGCCGCACUAGCUAACCUGUCGGCUCGUUGUGUCGCCCAUGGGCCAUGGCAUCUCUAUACUACGGAGUGUAGAUCUCUCUGCGUAAACCUGUGCAAGCAAUCGGCUCCCUUACCAAACAUAAAUAUUUUCUAUUUCAUGUUUAUGUAGCUAGUGUCGGUGUUGCGUUCUUGUUUGGGAUCCACUGUCUUGACUAAUCAACUUGUUCCAUGCAGUUGUUGGUACCAUCCAUAAUAAUUCCCCAAAAGUUCCAACGUA
Panicum virgatum (switchgrass) is the source of this 1817-nucleotide messenger RNA. Its product is annotated as transcription repressor OFP13-like. The record is from RefSeq and is a predicted model, not a curated record. Lineage: Eukaryota; Viridiplantae; Streptophyta; Magnoliopsida; Poales; Poaceae. Gene Ontology annotation, biological process: negative regulation of DNA-templated transcription. Bases 367 to 1545 code for a protein of 392 amino acids. The transcript has a single exon.